GAAGCAAGGCAGACGCGAAUGUGCGCCCGCUUCCGGGCCCGGACGCCAUUUUCAGCGGUUGCGUUUGGCUCGGGCUGGUGCUCUUGCCGGGACAAUGAGCUACGACUACCAUCAGAGCUGGAGCCGCGACGCGGGGCCGCGAGGCUCCGGCCAGGGCUCUGGCGGCGGCGGCGGAGGGAGCCGGGGCCCGGGCGGCGGCGGAGGAGGCGGAGGAGGCCGCGGUGGCCGGGGACGGCAUCCCGGACACCUCAAGGGUCGCGAGAUCGGCCUGUGGUACGCCAAGAAGCAGACGCAGAAGAACAAGGAGGCCGAGAGGCAGGAGAGAGCUGUAGUACACAUGGAUGAACGGCGAGAAGAGCAAAUUGUGCAGCUGCUGAAUUCUGUCCAAGCUAAGAAUGAUAAAGAUUCAGAAGCACAGAUAUCCUGGUUUGCUCCUGAGGAUCAUGGGUAUGGUACUGAAGUGUCUAAGGAGAAAAAAAUUAACUCAGAGAAGAAGUUGGACAACCAGGAAAAGAAAUCGCUGAACCAAGAAAAAAAGACAUUUAGGAUCACAGACAAAUCAUACAUUGACAGAGAUUCUGAGUACUUAUUGCAAGAAAAUGAGCCAAAUGUAGGCUUAGACCAGCAAUUAUUGGAAGAUUUACAAAAGAAAAAAACGGACCCUCGGUAUAUAGAGAUGCAGUGUUUCAGAAAAAAGCUGCCUUCAUAUGGAAUGCAAAAGGAGCUGGUAAAUUUAAUCAAUAACCAUCAGGUAACAGUAGUAAGUGGUGAAACCGGCUGUGGCAAAACCACUCAGGUCACGCAGUUCAUCUUGGAUGACUACAUUGAGAGAGGAAAAGGCUCUGCCUGCAGAAUCGUGUGUACGCAACCAAGAAGAAUUAGUGCUAUUUCAGUUGCUGAGAGAGUAGCCGCAGAAAGGGCCGAGUCUUGUGGCAAUGGUAAUAGCACUGGAUACCAGAUUCGUCUCCAGAGUCGGUUGCCAAGGAAACAGGGUUCUAUCUUAUAUUGCACAACAGGAAUCAUUCUUCAGUGGCUCCAGUCAGACUCGCGUUUGUCCAGUGUUAGCCAUAUUGUGCUUGAUGAAAUUCAUGAAAGGAACCUACAGUCAGAUGUUUUAAUGACUGUUAUUAAAGAUCUUCUCAAUUUUCGAUCUGACCUGAAAGUAAUACUGAUGAGUGCAACGUUGAAUGCUGAGAAAUUUUCAGAAUAUUUUGGUAACUGUCCAAUGAUACAUAUACCUGGUUUUACUUUUCCAGUUGUGGAAUAUCUUUUGGAAGAUAUCAUUGAAAAAAUAAGAUACGUUCCAGAACAAAAAGAACGUAGAUCCCAGUUCAAGAGGGGUUUCAUGCAGGGUCAUGUAAAUAGACAAGAAAAAGAAGAAAAAGAGGCAAUCUAUAAAGAACGCUGGCCAGUUUAUAUAAAGGAGCUGCGGACAAGAUACUCUGCAAGUACCGUAGAUGUUUUGGAAAGGAUGGAUGAUGAUAAAGUUGAUCUGAAUUUGAUUGCUGCCCUUAUUCGAUACAUUGUUUUGGAAGAAGAGGAUGGUGCAAUACUGGUCUUUCUACCAGGCUGGGACAAUAUCAGCACUUUACAUGAUCUCUUGAUGUCACAAGUGAUGUUUAAAUCAGAUAAGUUUCUUAUUAUACCUUUACAUUCACUGAUGCCUACAGUAAACCAAACACAGGUAUUUAAAAAAACUCCUCCCGGCGUUCGGAAAAUAGUAAUUGCUACCAACAUUGCAGAGACUAGCAUCACCAUAGAUGAUGUGGUUUAUGUAAUAGAUGGAGGAAAAAUUAAAGAGACACACUUUGACACACAGAACAACAUCAGUACCAUGUCUGCUGAGUGGGUCAGUAAAGCUAAUGCCAAACAGAGGAAAGGAAGAGCAGGAAGAGUUCAGCCUGGUCAUUGUUAUCAUCUGUAUAAUGGCCUUAGAGCAAGUCUUCUAGAUGACUACCAACUACCAGAAAUUUUGAGAACUCCUUUGGAAGAACUUUGUUUGCAAAUAAAGAUUUUAAGGCUAGGUGGAAUUGCUUAUUUUCUGAGUAGAUUAAUGGAUCCACCAUCAAAUGAGGCAGUAUUGCUCUCCAUAAAGCACCUAAUGGAACUGAGUGCUUUGGAUAAACAAGAAGAAUUGACACCUCUUGGCGUCCAUUUAGCCCGAUUACCUGUUGAGCCACAUAUUGGAAAAAUGAUUCUUUUUGGAGCUUUAUUCUGUUGCUUGGAUCCAGUGCUCACUAUUGCUGCCAGUCUCAGCUUUAAAGAUCCCUUUGUCAUUCCUCUGGGAAAAGAAAAGGUUGCAGAUGCAAGAAGAAAGGAAUUGGCAAAGGAAACUAGAAGUGAUCACCUGACAGUUGUGAAUGCAUUUGAGGGUUGGGAAGAAGCUAAGCGACGUGGUUUCAGAUAUGAAAAAGACUACUGUUGGGAAUAUUUUCUGUCUCCAAACACACUGCAGAUGCUGCAUAACAUGAAGGGACAAUUUGCUGAGCAUCUUCUUGGAGCUGGAUUUGUAAGCAGCAGAAGUCCCAAAGAUCCUAAAGCUAAUAUAAAUUCAGAUAACGAGAAGAUAAUUAAAGCUGUCAUCUGUGCUGGUUUAUAUCCCAAAGUUGCUAAAAUCCGACUAAAUUUGGGUAAAAAAAGAAAAAUGGUAAAAGUUCACACAAAGUCUGAUGGUCUGGUUUCUAUUCAUCCUAAGUCUGUCAAUGUGGAGCAAACAGACUUCCACUAUAACUGGCUUAUCUAUCACCUGAAGAUGAGGACAAGCAGUAUUUACUUGUACGACUGUACAGAAGUUUCACCAUACUGCCUGUUGUUCUUUGGGGGAGAUAUUUCCAUCCAGAAAGAUAAUGGUCAGGAAGUUAUUGCUGUAGAUGAAUGGAUUGUGUUUCAGUCUCCAGAAAGAAUUGCCCAUCUUGUUAAGGGGCUAAGAAAGGAACUGGAUAUCCUUCUGCAAGAGAAGAUUGAAUGCCCUCAUCCUGUAGACUGGAAUGAUACUAAGUCCAGAGACUGUGCAGUACUGUCAGCUAUUCUAGACUUGAUCAAAACACAGGAAAAAGCCGUUCCAAGGAACUUGCCACCACGGUCACAGGAGGGAUAUUACAGCUGACAGCUUUCUGUGGUGGCCUAAAACUCAGCCUGAUGUUCAUGUUUCUCUCUCUCUCUUUUUUUUCUCUUUUUUAGUUUUUGGCAAAAUGUCAAGCCUUGGGUUCUGAAUCGCUGUUGUGUGUAAGAUAGAAACUUUAAGUGGGUAGUAAAGAGUUAAUGUGCAUGAUUAAACAGUGUCAUCUAUAAAGACACUGGGAAAUGCAGUAUGCUCUCUGAUCAUAUACUCUAUUGUAGAUAUGUCCACACUUCGGGAGUAUUCUUCCAUAUAUUAAGUGUUGUAACAUUGACAAAUCCCUUUAUGCCAUUAUGCAAAAUUAAUUUUCUGUCCAUAGUGACUGUCUCUAGACAGUAAGAAUAGAAUGUUUGGCCAAAAAGCAGUGUGAAGUAAGAAUUUGAAUACAACCACAUUUUUAAAAAUGAACUUCUAUUACAAGUAAAUUUGUUGUAAUAAAGCUCAGUAUUUAAUAAAAUGUACAGUGUGUAAAUCUCA
This is a messenger RNA of Peromyscus eremicus (cactus mouse), 3595 nucleotides long. RefSeq names its product DEAH-box helicase 36 (gene Dhx36). Gene Ontology annotation, molecular function: DNA helicase activity; ATP binding; G-quadruplex RNA binding. Lineage: Eukaryota; Metazoa; Chordata; Mammalia; Rodentia; Cricetidae. The transcript is spliced from 25 exons. The record is from RefSeq and is a predicted model, not a curated record. The coding region runs from base 95 to 3106 and encodes 1003 amino acids. Gene Ontology annotation, cellular component: cytoplasm; nucleus; intracellular anatomical structure.